Tauraco erythrolophus (red-crested turaco) is the source of this 1016-nucleotide messenger RNA. Lineage: Eukaryota; Metazoa; Chordata; Aves; Musophagiformes; Musophagidae. The record is from RefSeq and is a predicted model, not a curated record.
GAUACACCUAAAUCAGGUACUAGCUGCAGUUCUCGGUGUUCAAGCUCCAGACAAGAUUCCGAGAGUGCGAGGCCGGAAUCAGAAACCGAAGAUGUGCUGUGGGAGGACCUCUUACACUGUGCAGAGUGCCACUCUUCCUGUACCAGUGAGACAGAUGUAGAAAGCCCUCAGGUGAAUCCAUGUGUGAAGAAAGAAUACAGAGAUGACCCCUUUCAUCAGAGUCAUUUGCCUUGGAUCCACAGUCUGAAUCCAGGACUAGAAAAAAUAAGUGCAAUUGUAUGGGAGGGUAAUGACUGCAAGAAAGCAGAUAUGUCCGUGCUUGAAAUCAGUGGUAUGAUAAUGAACAGAGUGAACAACUAUAUACCAGGAAUUGGUUAUCAGAUUUUUGGGAAUGUCAUAUCUUUAAUCUUGGGUUUAAUGCCAUUUGUCUUUCGACUUUCACAAGCUAAAGAUUUGGAACAACUAGCUACACAUUCUGCCACUGAACUUUGCAUGACUGCAUUUGGAUCAAAUGGAGACAUUCUGGUUCUCUCAAUGGUUACUAUAAGUUUUGUGGUCCGUGUGUCUCUAGUGUGGAUUUUCUUUUUUCUGCUAUGUGUAGCAGAGAGGACGUAUAAACAGAGGCUACUGUUUGCCAAACUUUUUGGUCAUUUAACAUCUGCUAGAAGGGCAAGAAAAUCGGAGGUUCCUCACUUCCGUUUGAAGAAAGUACAGAAUAUAAAAAUGUGGCUUUCUCUCAGGUCCUAUCUAAAGCGUCGUGGUCCUCAACGCUCAGUUGAUGUAAUAGUUUCAUCUGCCUUCCUCCUGACUAUCUCAGUUGUGUUUAUCUGUUGUGCACAGCUGCUUCAUAUGCAUGAGAUCUUCCUUGAUUGUCACUACAAUUGGGAACUCAUAAUUUGGUGCAUUUCACUGACUCUUUUUCUCUUAAGAUUUGUUACUCUUGGAUCUGAAACCAGUAAAAAAUACAGCAAUACCUCAAUAUUACUUACUGAGCAGGUGAGAAUUUGUAUAGACCU